Exaiptasia diaphana is the source of this 2392-nucleotide messenger RNA. RefSeq lists its product as uncharacterized. Gene Ontology annotation, molecular function: alpha-L-arabinofuranosidase activity. The record is from RefSeq and is a predicted model, not a curated record. NCBI's taxonomy places the organism in Eukaryota, Metazoa, Cnidaria, Anthozoa, Actiniaria, Aiptasiidae. Gene Ontology annotation, biological process: L-arabinose metabolic process.
AUGCUAAAAGUUAUUUUCCUUUUCCUAUUAACGGUUUUGGAAGAAGGCUUACUGAUAUAUAUUCCACGACCCUUUGCACCGGGUGUUACCAGGCGUCAUGGAGUGUACAUUGAGAAAUGGUCCGGUAUUGACACRUUUGAGUUGAAAAAGCUUACAAAUAACCCACGGUUUCCAUACYUACCAACCUGGCGUGGUUAUGCUGAYUCCUUCCACCAAAUUGAAAACUGGGGAGAAAAUUUCGGCACACGAAUACGUUCUUAUUUUGUGCCUAAAGAAAAUGGAACACAUCAAUUUUUCAUCGCGAGUAACGGUGGAAGCCAGCUGUUUUUCAGUCGAGACACCAACCCUGCACACAAGUCCUUGAUUGCAUUUAUUGGUGACAUGAGAUACACAAAACCGAAGGAAUAUAACAAGUUUCAAGAACAAAAGUCGUAUCCAAUCGUCUUACAGCAAGGACAGUACUAUUACAUUGAGACGUUGAUGAAAGAGUUUUAUGGAGGAGAUCAUAUUUCCGUAGCCGUUAAAACACCAAGUGGUCAGUUUAUUGCGCCAAUUUCAAAGGAAUAUCUUUGGACUGCAGUUUAUUCUUAUAAUUCUCAAUAUAACUCGACGUUACAAAGAAUGCUAUUAAAGAUCGUAGCAAGGGCUGGGGCGCGUGCAGGCAAGUACGCAGGUGCCCAUUACGGAUACAAAGCUGGAGCUGAAGCAGGAGCCAAAGCUGGUGCAAAGGCAGGAAAAAUUCUAGGUGCAGAAGCUGGUGCCAAGGUUGCCGAGGCUGCUACGCGUGAAGCAGUCACUAAGGGUUUAAAUCAAGUGCUCACGAACUAUUACCGCAGCCGUCAUAUUGCACAUGUCUUCUUUUUUAGCCCUGAUGGACGAAUUAUCUCUACAAAUAUUGCACAAGUAMCCAAUAGUAAUGGCAAUAUUCCGGCCGCUAUGUGGAAUGGAAUUGAUCCCUCUGGCAAAAAUAUGACAAGUGGAGCUGGUGUCGACCCAUCUACUAGUAGAAAUACAACUUCUGGAGCAGUGGAUCCAUCAAGCUCGAAAGUGGAUCCAUCAAACUCAACAGUUGAUCCCUCAAGCUCGAAAGUGGACCCCUCAAGUUCUGGAACAAAGGCCGGAAAUACUUCUUCAAGUUCAUCUUCGUCAUUAUCAUCAAGUUCCAUGUCUAAGGCUGCCGCAACUCUUGCCUCAACGACUGACGUUGUUGCUAUUGGUAUAGAUCACCUCAACUUAGGCGGUACUAGUCUCGCUGGUGCCCAGGGGAACAUUACUCGCGAAAUUUCUAAGGAAAACAAGAUCUACUCAUAUCAUGUAAAGCCAGGUGAAAACGUUGGUGAUAUGGCAAGAAAACUAGUUUAUCGAGAUGGUCCAGCUAGUAAAUUGGUAUAUGAUGCAAUGUACCGCAUCCAUUCCUUAAACUGGCCAGCCCUUCAAGAAAACAAGUCCUUGAAUCUGUGCUUCAAGUCUAUGCAAAGUAAAAUCAGUCUUCAAGGUCUUUGUCACUAUUUUAUUGCCAGGCAAGGCAAGAGUAUACGACAAUCCGACACACGAUCGGCUAUAAUGUUAGAGUCUGCCUGCGCGAAGAACUACUUUUUAGCGCAGAAAAAUUUCCGAUAUGUGCUUCUUCGGAAUGAUGGGAGUUAUCGCUUUCGGAAAAGUGCGAAUCUUUAUCCUUACAAAUCUACUACUUACCCUUCAGCGUUUAACUUAGCAUCAUCUCAYMAUAAUUGGUUCCUUUGUGAAAGCAAUGAAAACCGUGGUAUCCAUGGUACCGCAAUUGUCAUUAUGUUCCCUAGUAAAGGAGACGACUACUUGAAACUCUGCACAUUUGCUUUUAUACCAAUACCAAAAGGCGCCAAUGCUAAAGAGAACUGCAAAAGUGUAUUGGAAACUCCACAUAUUGGGAUACCUGGACACAAAUGGAGACCAGACAAACAGCCUUUAAUGAAAAAAAGCCAGAACACAAAAUGUAUUGCUCUCAACUUUAUCAACAAUGCGGGUGUUCCUUUUAAAAUCACUUCGAGUCUCAAGCGUCAAGAAUACUUAGUUACAGACGAAAACAUGCGUCUAAAAGCCAUCAUMAAAAGACCUGAACUUCAUCGCCACGUUGUGUUUAGAGCCAAGGAUCCAGAAAAUAAAUUUAUAUUGAAUAUCGAGGGUGAUCCCAGCAUCAUCGUAACACCGUCUUACGAUUGCAAUAAAUACGUUUCCGUUAGAGUCACAGCCAAACCAGUCCCUUCGACACCAGCACCACAGGAACCCAUAACAGCCAAACCUCCUGUUCAUUACCAUUACCAUUAUCACAACGCCUCUCAAGGUCAACACACACCGCAAGCGCAAGCACAAGUGUUGCCUUCAGUGACGGUGCCCCAAGCAGCCACACAACCAG